Rangifer tarandus platyrhynchus (Svalbard reindeer) is the source of this 1803-nucleotide messenger RNA. The record is from the annotation of a GenBank genome assembly. Lineage: Eukaryota; Metazoa; Chordata; Mammalia; Artiodactyla; Cervidae.
AUGGCUGACGCCGACAAGCCUGAGGUGCUUAGGGCCGCUGGCGACGACAGCCCGCAUCGGCAGCCCUCGGAGCCGCCGGGCGAGCCCCGUCGAGAACCUCACCCGCCCGAGCUGGAGAAGCAGCCUCCGCAGCACAGCAGCAGCUCCAAUGGCGUUAAAAUAGAGAAUGAUGAAUCAGUCAAAGAAGAGAAAUCUGAAUUAAAAGAAAAAUCUACAGGGAAUAAGAAGGCCAAUAGAUUCCAUCCUUAUUCAAAAGAUAAGAAUUCAGGCACUGGAGAAAAGAAGGGUCCAAAUCGUAACAGAGUUUUUAUUAGCAACAUCCCAUAUGACAUGAAAUGGCAAGCUAUUAAAGAUCUAAUGAGAGAAAAAGUUGGUGAGGUUACAUACGUGGAGCUCUUUAAGGAUGCGGAAGGAAAAUCAAGGGGUUGUGGUGUGGUUGAAUUCAAAGAUGAAGAAUUUGUCAAGAAAGCACUAGAGACAAUGAACAAAUAUGACCUUAGUGGAAGACCGUUGAAUAUUAAAGAGGAUCCUGAUGGAGAAAAUGCUCGUAGGGCAUUGCAACGAACAGGAGGAUCAUUUCCAGGAGGACAUGUACCCGAUAUGGGAUCGGGAUUGAUGAAUUUACCACCUUCCAUUCUCAAUAAUCCAAACAUUCCUCCUGAGGUUAUCAGUAAUUUGCAGGCUGGUAGACUUGGUUCCACAAUUUUUGUUGCUAAUCUUGACUUCAAAGUUGGUUGGAAGAAGCUAAAGGAAGUGUUCAGCAUAGCUGGAACUGUAAAGCGGGCAGAUAUUAAAGAAGACAAAGAUGGCAAGAGCAGAGGAAUGGGCACAGUCACUUUUGAACAAGCAAUUGAAGCAGUUCAAGCUAUUUCUAUGUUCAAUGGGCAGUUUUUGUUUGAUAGACCUAUGCAUGUGAAAAUGGAUGACAAGUCUGUCCCUCAUGAAGACUACCGUUCACAUGACAGUAAAACACCACAGUUACCACGUGGUCUUGGAGGCAUUGGAAUGGGACUUGGUCCAGGUGGACAACCUAUUAGUGCCAGUCAGUUGAACAUUGGUGGUGUAAUGGGAAAUUUAGGUCCAAGUGGUAUGGGAAUGGAUGGUCCAGGUUUUGGAGGAAUGAAUAGAAUUGGAGGAGGAAUUGGGUUUGGUGGUCUGGAAGCAAUGAAUAGCAUGGGAGGAUUUGGAGGAGUUGGUCGAAUGGGAGAGCUAUACCGUGGUGCGAUGACUAGUAGCAUGGACAGAGAUUUUGGACGUGGUGAUAUUGGAAUAAAUCGAGGCUUUGGAGAUUCCUUUGGUAGACUUGGCAGUGCAAUGAUUGGAGGGUUUGCAGGAAGAAUAGGAGCUUCUAACAUGGGUCCAGUAGGAUCUGGAAUAAGUGGUGGAAUGGGUGGCAUGAACAGUGUGACUGGAGGAAUGGGGAUGGGACUGGAUCGGAUGAGUUCCAGCUUUGAUAGAAUGGGACCAGGUAUAGGAGCUAUACUGGAGAGAAGCAUCGAUAUGGAUCGAGGAUUUUUAUCGGGUCCGAUGGGAAGCGGAAUGAGAGACAGAAUAGGCUCCAAAGGCAACCAGAUAUUUGUCAGAAAUCUGCCUUUUGACUUGACUUGGCAGAAACUAAAAGAGAAAUUCAGUCAGUGUGGUCAUGUAAUGUUUGCAGAAAUAAAAAUGGAGAAUGGAAAGUCAAAAGGCUGUGGAACGGUCAGAUUUGACUCCCCAGAAUCAGCUGAAAAAGCCUGCAGAAUAAUGAAUGGCAUAAAAAUCAGUGGCAGAGAAAUUGACGUUCGCUUGGAUCGUAAUGCAUAA